UAGUAUCCAGCACACAAAUCUCACACAAUUUUCAAGUACUUGUAAGCACAGCCACUGCACAGAAGCAACCCAACCAUCACCAUGGCUCACUACCAGGAGGUGGACUACUGCUCGGAGGAGGUGAGGUCGGUGGCCAGCCCGGCCGGCUUCGGCCGCCACGGCGGCGUCCAGCAGCAGCACGUCGUCAGGGAGAAGUUCGAGGAGGUCGAUAAGGUGUCACGCACCGGAAGUCACGGCCGCCACCACCACCACGGCCACGGCGGCUCCGGCCACUUCGUGGUGCGCGAGACCAAGGUCGAGGAGGACAUCAACACCUGCACCGGCGAGUUCCACGAGCGCAAGGAGACCUUCGUCGUCAGCUCCGACUGAUCAGCUGCUUCACGCGGGCUCCAUCGACGACGACGCACGUAUCUGGAUUGGACCGGAGGCACGUAUCGCAUACGUACGCGUGCGUGCUCCCCGUAUGUAUGAUGUACAAAAUUUGUGUGCAAGGUCUACCGUAUCCGCGUACUAGCUUUGAGGGCGUGCAUACGCACCCAGUCUCUGUACGUUCUACCAAAAUAAGCUCGUGACCUGAAUAAAGCUUCUCCGAACGAAGUACAUGUAUGA
Panicum virgatum (switchgrass) is the source of this 609-nucleotide messenger RNA. RefSeq lists its product as uncharacterized. The record is from RefSeq and is a predicted model, not a curated record. Bases 82 to 369 code for a protein of 95 amino acids. The transcript has a single exon. Lineage: Eukaryota; Viridiplantae; Streptophyta; Magnoliopsida; Poales; Poaceae.